This is a messenger RNA of Orycteropus afer afer, 1965 nucleotides long. It is a transcript of the gene TRPV1, whose product is annotated as transient receptor potential cation channel subfamily V member 1. Gene Ontology annotation, cellular component: membrane. Gene Ontology annotation, molecular function: calcium channel activity; protein binding. Gene Ontology annotation, biological process: calcium ion import across plasma membrane. The record is from RefSeq and is a predicted model, not a curated record. NCBI's taxonomy places the organism in Eukaryota, Metazoa, Chordata, Mammalia, Tubulidentata, Orycteropodidae.
AUGAAGAGAUGGAAUAGCUCAGACUCAAGAGAGUCUGAGGACCCACCCCAAGAGGCCACCUGUUUGGAUCCUCCAGAUGGUGAUCCUAACUGCAAGCCACCUUCAGCCAAACUCCACAUCUUCACGGCCAAGAGCCGCCCCCGGCUUUUUGGGAAGGGUGAUUCUGAGGAGGCUUCCUACAUGGACUGUUCUCAUGAGGAAGGUGAGGUUGCCUCCUGUCCAGCCAUCACAGUUAGCCCUGCUGUCGUCGUCCAGAGGCCUGGGGAUGACCCCACCUGUGCCAGGCAGCUCUCCCAAGACUCUGUCACCUCUGGUGCCGAGAAGACCCUCUACGAUCGCAAGAGGAUCUUUGAAGCAGUGGCUCAGAAUAACUGUGAGGAGCUGUCGAAACUGCUGCUCUUCUUACAGAAGAGCAAGAAGCACCUCAUGGACAGCGAAUUCAAAGACCCAGAGACAGGCAAGACGUGUCUGCUGAAAGCCAUGCUUAACCUCCAUGAUGGCCAUAAUGACACCAUCCCCCUGCUCCUGGAGAUUGCGCGACAGACGAACAGCCUAAAGGAGCUCGUCAACGCCAGCUACACGGACAGCUACUAUAAGGGCCAGACAGCACUUCACAUUGCCAUCGAGAGGCGGAACAUGGCACUGGUGACCCUCCUGGUGGAGAAUGGGGCAGAUGUCCAGGCAGCAGCCAACGGAGACUUCUUUAAGAAAACCAAAGGGCGGCCUGGCUUCUAUUUUGGUGAGCUGCCACUCUCCCUGGCUGCAUGCACCAACCAGCUGGGCAUCGUGAAAUUCCUGCUGCAGAACUCCUGGCAGCCGGCUGACAUCUGCGCUCAGGACUCGGUGGGCAACACAGUGCUGCACGCCCUGGUGGAGGUGGCCGACAACACGGUUGACAACACCAAGUUUGUUACGAGCAUGUACAAUGAGAUUCUCAUCCUGGGGGCCAAGCUCCACCCAACGCUGAAGCUGGAGGAAGUUGUCAACAAGAAGGGACUGACGCCACUGUCUCUGGCUGCCAGCAGUGGGAAGAUUGGGGUCUUGGCCUAUAUUCUUCAGAGGGAGAUCCAGGAGCCUGAGUGCAGACACCUAUCAAGGAAGUUCACUGAGUGGGCCUAUGGGCCUGUGCACUCCUCACUCUAUGACUUGUCCUGCAUUGACACUUGUGAGAAGAACUCUGUACUGGAGGUGAUCGCCUACAGCAGCAGCAAGACCCCUGUGAGUGCGGUGGUGACACUGAUUGAGGAUGGAAAGAAUAACUCUGUGCUGGCUGAGACCACACCACACAGGUGGCGGGGGCUUGGCUGCCGGCCCACUGACAGCUCUUACAAUAGCCUGUACUCCACGUGCCUGGAGCUGUUCAAGUUCACCAUUGGUAUGGGCGACCUAGAGUUCACUGAGAACUAUGAAUUCAAGGCUGUCUUCAUCAUCCUUUUACUGGCCUACGUGAUUCUCACCUACAUCCUGCUGCUCAACAUGCUCAUUGCCCUCAUGGGUGAGACUGUAAACAAGAUCUCGCAGGAGAGCAAGAACAUCUGGAAGCUGCAGAGAGCCAUCACCAUCCUGGACACAGAGAAAAGCUUCCUUAAAUGUAUGAGAAAGGUCUUCCGCUCAGGCAGACUGCUGCAGGUGGGGUACACACCUGAUGGCAAGGAUGACUAUAGGUGGUGUUUCAGGGUGGAUGAGGUGAACUGGACCACCUGGAACACCAAUGUGGGCAUCAUCAACGAAGACCCUGGCAACUGUAAGGGCAUCAAGCGUACUCUGAGCUUCUCUCUGCGGCCACAUAGAGUUGCAGGGAGGACCUGGAAGAACUUUGCCCUGGUUCCUCUUUUAAGAGAUACAAGUACUCGAGAAAAGGCUGCUGCUCAGCCUGAAGAGGUCCACCUGAGAUACUUUGCUGGGUCCCUUAAGCCAGAAGAUGCUGAGGUCUUCAGGGAUUCCGCUGCUUUCGGGGACAAGUGA